Stereum hirsutum FP-91666 SS1 is the source of this 306-nucleotide messenger RNA. RefSeq lists its product as uncharacterized. The coding region runs from base 1 to 306 and encodes 101 amino acids. The transcript is spliced from 5 exons. The record is from RefSeq and is a predicted model, not a curated record. Lineage: Eukaryota; Fungi; Basidiomycota; Agaricomycetes; Russulales; Stereaceae.
AUGACACAUUUUACCUUUACUCGACAUUUUUCUUCAACUUUCAAGGGGUUAGAUCACCUCUUCUACCACGGAGGAUGGGGUGGUAUUGCUGGGGCCUACUGGGAGUUUCCCGGAACGGAGACGGGUAUAUACUUCCCGAGCUCCACGUUCAGUUUUGACCUUUCAGACACAUACAUCUCGGUCUUCUGUACACGCGGACUCGCCCAGGAUUCGUCUCUCCACUUCGGCAUCGAUGAAAUAGACGCAGGCUCGAAUUUCGUCAAGGCAUUGUCCGAGGACGCAAAGCACUACCAAGUCUUCGAUUAG